Peniophora sp. CBMAI 1063 is the source of this 510-nucleotide messenger RNA. Lineage: Eukaryota; Fungi; Basidiomycota; Agaricomycetes; Russulales; Peniophoraceae. The record is from the annotation of a GenBank genome assembly.
AUGAAACCCCAAGCGCAAGGUUACAAACCCUCCCAUCCCGGUGUCGUCGAGGUCAAGUUCGGCGACGGCGAACUUGAUUCGGGAUUGAUCGCGAAGAAGGACUUCGCGGCAGGCGCCAUUAUCGCAUCCGUGUCGGGCACGACCAAAGGCCCUAAAGCAUACACGUCGGUCCAGUGCGGUCCGGGAGAGAACGAUCACAUCGAACUAAACUCUGACCUGGUGUAUGUGAACCACUCUUGCGAUCCAAAUACCGCGUUCGACCUCUCCUCACCCGACAGAAGCCAGUGGAACUUGCGCGCGCUUAAGAGCAUCAAGGAAGGAGAGCAGUUGACGUUCUUCUACCCAAGCACGGAAUGGGCGAUGGACCAACCAUUCGACUGCAGAUGCGGAGCUUCGAACUGCCUUGGAAAAAUCAGUGGCGCGCACGUCCUGAGCAGGGAAGCGCUGCUUUCACGAGGAUAUGUGAGCCCGUGGAUCUUGGACGCCGUCACGCAACGCGAUCGGGCAUGA